UAAAAAAAAAAUAUAUUGUAUCGAUAAAGCCGAUUUUUCAUCAGUUAUAUUAAAAAAAAUAUUUUGCAAUGGCAAAAAUAUCCAUGGUUGCUAAAUUGUCUGUAGAAAUAUUAUUAGCAAAAUCCAGCAGGCGACUGCUGGGCAUGUGGAUUUUUUCACACACCUAACUCCUUCUUCCACAUCUUUUUAUUUUUGUUUCUUUUUCUUCUCUUUCUCUCAGCCCAAUUUGUUUCUUCUCUCCCAGACAAAACCUCCCGCCUCUUCAAAUGGCAGCAAUGUCAGGGAAGAUUGUUCAAAAUGUUUUUAUAGCACAGUUCUACCAACAGAAUAGGCAGUUCGGGACCCAAUAUCAAAGGGACAGUUGUGCCCCUUAUAUGCGCACUUUGCCUCAUUUAAAUGGAGGGAAGUUAGCACGGACUGGCAUCUCCUCCAUGCAAGUGCGCGACUUAUCAAAAUACCAGAGUGGUUUUGUUAACCUACUAACAGUUAACUGCAACGCAGCUUCGUCUGCUACUACAGUUCCAUCUCUGGACAAAGUUGAUUUUCUGAAGCUUCAAAAUGGCAGUGAUAUUCGAGGUGUGGCUGUUGCUGGUGUUGAAGGAGAACCAGUAAGCCUCACUGAGCCGGUUACAGAGGCAAUAGCUGCUGCUUUUGCUGCAUGGUUGUUGGAUAAGAAAAAGGCUGACACAUCAAGACAGUUGAGAGUUUCAAUUGGUCAUGAUUCUCGUAUAUCUGCACAAUUGUUACAGGAUGCUGUUUCUCGAGGCAUUGCUAGUGCUGGACUUGAUGUUGUUCAAUAUGGUUUAGCAUCUACACCAGCAAUGUUUAAUAGUACGCUUACUAAAGACGAUGCAUUUUUAUGUCCGGUUGAUGGGGCUAUAAUGAUAACAGCUAGUCACCUCCCUUAUAACAGGAAUGGGUUCAAGUUCUUCACUAAUGCUGGUGGUCUUGGGAAAACUGACAUAAAAGACAUCUUGGAGCGUGCUGCAAAUAUAUACAGUAUUUUCCUAGCUGAAGGGUAUUCGGUAAAAAAGGCUUCAGCAUCGCUUAAAAAGGUCGACUAUAUGUCUGUUUAUACAUCUGAUCUUGUGAAGGCGGUCCGUAAAGCGGCUGGGAAUAUAGAGAAGCCAUUGGACGGAUUCCACAUUAUUGUUGAUGCAGGAAAUGGUGCAGGAGGAUUUUUUGCAGCAAAGGUACUUGAGCAUCUUGGUGCUAUUACUGCUGGUAGUCAGUUCUUGGAGCCAGAUGGAAUGUUUCCAAACCAUAUUCCAAACCCUGAGGAUAAAGCUGCAAUGAAAGCUAUUACCCAGGCAGUUCUUGACAACAAGGCUGACUUAGGGAUCAUCUUUGAUACAGAUGUUGAUAGGUCUGCUGCUGUGGAUUCCACUGGUCGUGAGUUAAAUCGAAAUCGUCUAAUUGCUUUAAUGUCUGCCAUUGUUCUCGAGGAACAUCCAGGAACAACCAUUGUUACAGAUAGUGUGACUUCAGAUGGGCUUACUUCAUUCAUUGAAAAGAAACUUGGGGGAAAGCACCAUAGAUUCAAAAGAGGCUAUAAGAAUGUCAUUGAUGAGGCAAUUCGUUUGAAUUCUGUUGGAAAAGAAUCACAUCUGGCUAUAGAAACCAGUGGCCAUGGAGCUCUCAAGGAGAAUCACUGGCUCGAUGAUGGGGCAUACUUGAUGGUCAAACUCCUAAAUAAACUGGCUUCAGCAAGGGCUUCGGGCAGAGGUGAUGGAAGCAAAGUCUUAACAGACCUAGUUGACAGUCUGGAGGAACCAGCUUUUGCCGUGGAACUGCGACUAAAGAUUAAUCAGAGUCAUCCUGAUCUUAAAGGAGGAUCUUUCCGGGAUUAUGGGGAAGUGGUGCUGAAGCAUUUGGAUAACCAUAUUGCUUCAGAUCCCAAGCUUCAGAAAGCACCUGUUAACUAUGAAGGGGUUCGAGUUUCUGGCUAUGGAGGGUGGUUCCUUCUUAGGCUUUCACUUCAUGAUCCUGUCCUUCCUCUUAACAUCGAGACACCAAGCCAUGAAGAUGCUGUGAAACUUGGACUCGAAGUGGCAGCUGCUGUGAAGGAAUUUCAAGCUUUGGACACUUCUGCAUUAGACAAAUUUGUCCAACCCUAGUAAACUGAGUGGCUACCUCUUUCAGCUCUUAAGAGUUUGUGUUGCAGUGGAUGCCUCCUGUUUUGCAAUGAGCUGACCUGCUAAUGUAAUAAUGGUAGUUUUGAGGUUUGAGUAAGUCUUUUUACAUUUCUUUUCGGAAAGUGACUAGAAAAUCAGUCAAGGACUUGUGCAAGAAUACACAAUUUUCGAGGUUCCAAAUAAUAGAGAUGAGUCUGCACACGUUUCCAAUCUUAACAGCAACAUCUAUUAUCGUGCCUUACACUCUGAAAAA
Molecule: messenger RNA, 2388 nt
Organism: Durio zibethinus
Lineage: Eukaryota; Viridiplantae; Streptophyta; Magnoliopsida; Malvales; Malvaceae
Product: phosphoglucosamine mutase family protein
Biological process (GO): carbohydrate metabolic process
Cellular component (GO): chloroplast stroma
Molecular function (GO): phosphomannomutase activity
Source: RefSeq, a predicted model, not a curated record